AUGAGGCUCCCGAUCAAGUCAAGACAUCUUCUUGCCUCGAAGUGUCUCCCACAUAAACCAUUCCUAACUUUUUUAUACCCCCGCUUUCAAGAUUUCAUCAAACCUGCACGGCACUUUCACUCCACUCAUCCAGCAUCUUCCAUCACACCUGGGGAGCCGGGCACGGCUUUAUCAGCGUUGAAUGAUAUUCAAAAACAAAAAGGACUCUCUCAAUCUUCCCAACAAAAAGUAAUUGUCCUAUGGGACCUGGACAAUAAGCGACCGAUGGAUUCAAUCAACCCGUACGAAGCAGCGCAAAAUCUCCGUGUAUUUGCCUCCCGCUUCGGCAACGUCAUUAAUAUUUCCGCCUUCGCAAAUCGAAUUGGAAUGUCAUUUGUCCCUCCUUCGGUUAUAGAAUCAAGAAAAGAACUGAAAGAGUAUUACGCACUGGAGCAUAAGUUGCACAGAAAGUAUAAGAUAAACCCUGAUGAGCCUUACGUGUGUGGUAUCUGUGGCAAUAAAAAGAAAACCCAAGUGGAAUUGGUGAAUCAUUUCAAAAACCAUGAAAAGAAAAGAGUAAAGAUAUUAAAUGGGGCAGCGCAGCUUAAGGGUAAAAAGAAGGCUCGGUUUCUGGCGAGAGAACUAUCUAAGGAGAAGAACGCUAAGUAUCAUGAGGCGGCCGUGGGAAUCACUAGGCCUGUUGAUCGGUAUAAACUUGAUACUGAGCUUCGGCGCGCAGGAGUCGUGGUAAAUCUCGUUAAAUCGAGUUCGCAGGCUACGGAUAAAGCAAUCGUAGCAUAUUCAAAUGAGAUGCGACAGAAGAAGGCAACUUUGUACGACUGGUUGAUACUGAUAUCGGAUGAUACUGAUUUUGGGGAUUUGGUGAAACGCCUUUCUCGGAAGGGUGUAGGAACGAUUGUGGUUGGGGGUCAACCGAGCAAGAAAUUGGCUAGAGCGGCAUGUGCGUGGCUGCCGUGGAGCUUGGUUGAGACAGGGUGUAUAGAUAAGGAUGCCAUCAAGGAAGCAGUUGCGAAUUCGUUACUGACAGAGAAAAAAGAGGAUAAAAUGAGGCAGAUGAAGGAGAUUUUUGGUGUAAGUAAGCAGGAUGGAAUUGUGGAAUCAUAUCCGAGACACUCCUCCAAUGAAAACGAUGGCCAGGAUGUACCGGACCAAAGCAUCUUGAAUCAGCACGUAGCAAACUUUUCCGAAAGGUCCAUACCAAAUUCAGGAUCGGAUCGAGAUCCAGAUCCAGAGCGUCCUUUAUCGCCAAGUUCACCCCUAGACGCCUCUAUCGCUGAAGAAAUUGUUGACGUCCUCACCUCCGUCAGCCCUCUAGACCAUUCAAUCAGGUCGAAGUCUGAAUCUGGGUCACAAAAAGAAUGCGAAAGGGAGUCUAAUACUAUCCAAAAUUAG
Messenger RNA from Botrytis porri, 1392 nucleotides. RefSeq lists its product as uncharacterized. The coding region runs from base 1 to 1392 and encodes 463 amino acids. The record is from RefSeq and is a predicted model, not a curated record. NCBI's taxonomy places the organism in Eukaryota, Fungi, Ascomycota, Leotiomycetes, Helotiales, Sclerotiniaceae. Gene Ontology annotation, molecular function: RNA nuclease activity. The transcript has a single exon.